This is a messenger RNA of Macadamia integrifolia, 702 nucleotides long. RefSeq lists its product as uncharacterized. The transcript is spliced from 3 exons. Bases 159 to 506 code for a protein of 115 amino acids. The record is from RefSeq and is a predicted model, not a curated record. Lineage: Eukaryota; Viridiplantae; Streptophyta; Magnoliopsida; Proteales; Proteaceae.
UUUCAACUAGACAUCGAUGAUCAAACAAACCAACAACAUCUGAAAUUCUGAAUUUGUGCAUUUAGAAACAGAAAGGGUAACCCAUCGGGGAAACAGUUACACACAGUACUAGCAGAAGUUCUUGUCUUCUUCUUCUUCCUGAAAAUCUUUGUUCAUCAAUGGCUAUGAAAAGCUCUUCCCCACCAGCAAUAAUUCAGUUUAGUCCAGUCAGAGCUUCUACGAAAAGCAGGGUCUUCAUGCAUCACAACAGUGGGUCUCCAGCCCAGAAACCACGUUCUGUUCAGAUCAUCAAAUACUCCCCAACCAACAAGGUUUUCGAGGAUCAGUCAAGGGGAAUAGUCUGUUAUAGAGACGAUGACAGUGGAGAGAUAAUCUGUGAAGGAUUUGACGAAGGCCCACGUCCUUGUCUGCAGACUCACACACCAGCUUACUACGUAAGACAACUUGGAAUCGUGGAUCUCCUUCUACUACACCAAAACUGUUUUCAAAUAGUCACAGACGUUUGAUGGAUUUCCCUGUGUUGACAAGGUUUUGAGAUAUCCCUUUACAAGAAACAUAAAGAUGGAUGGCUUGUAUAUAUAUAUAUAUUCUGUUCAACCAUGGCAUGGUUUCAUCACUGUUACUGUAGGCUAAAAGAACUCCUUCCCCUUCUAUAUUUCACCAUUUUCUCUUCAAGUCAACCAAAUUAGACAGGUCUCAUGA